CACGUGUCCGGGCGGGGAGGCUGGCGACUCCGUGAUGUUGCGAAUGGUAGCAAGUCGCGGCCUGCGCUCCGGCUGCUGGUUCCGGAUUCGAGCUUCAGGUCGCUCCUCUCGGCCGCCGCUGCGUCCAGCCUCCGGCUUGCAGAGCAGCCUGGCUCGGCCCGAUGUUCAGUCAAGGAAAGGAAGCCUUGGGUCCCGGAGUGGAACGAGUCUGGCGCUGCUGGCUACCAUCAGCAUCUUCCAGUGGGGUGAGAAACAGCUAGCAUCAGAGGAUGAGAUCAUACUCCUCAUCAAACAUGCAAAGUUGAGUACGGCCAAGGGAGACCUGAAGGAUGCAGAGCGGAUUUUGCACCAAGCCCUUCACCUGGCCCAGCAAGCACAGAACAACCAGGCCAUCAGCUAUAUCUACUGCCAGAUGUCGAACCUGGCCUUCCUUCGUGGAGAUCUCCUUAGUGCUGAACGUCUCUUCAAAGCAACAAUGAGUCAGUUACUUGGAUCGGGAAUGCAGCAGGAUGACAACUCCCUCAUUGAGAUAUCCCUCAAGUUGUGCAACAUCUAUGCCACCACUGACAGGCACCAUUUGGCAGUUGAAGGGUACAAGUGGUGCAUUGAGACACUGGAGGAGAAGGUUCAGCAUGAGGAAGCAGUUCCUGAGGAAGCUUUGUCAGAGGAGCGGGAGAACACACGUCUGCUGCUGGCCAUGGCCCAGGACUCCUGCGCUCGCUACCUGCUAAGCCAGGGACAGUUAGAGCUGGCCAUCACUAUGUACCAGAAGGCGCUGACCAUUGCUCAGGAUGUACAUGGCGAGACACACCCACAGGCAGUGGUACUGCUGAGUGACUUGGCCACCGUGCUGGACAUGAAGGGCUGCUAUGACCAAGCCUAUGAGUACAUCAGCAGGGCAUCCAGCCUGGCGAGGGAGACGGGCCACACCGACGAGCACAGGAUCCUCAGUAACAUGGCCAGGAUCCUUGUCCAUGCAGGGAACUACACUGAAGCUAGGAAGGUCUACGAGGAGGCCCUGAAACAGGCAAAGUUGAAGGGCGAUGAACUGGUAAUUCAGCACAUCCAGGAGGGUAUGGAGGAACUGGAUACCAGCACUCACAGCUCCCAUGGUGAAGGACAGGCAAAGCAUCAGUGACAGAGAUCUACACUGCAUUAUCUACAGCCCCAGAAUGGUCCUCCAGGACACGGCUUAGGUGGUUUGGGAUUUACCAGAAAGGUCAGCACAUUGCAGGCUCUGGUCCAGAUAUUGCAGCUCAAAGUCCGAGCCAGGACUCCAAUAUAUGACUGAAGGGGGCAGUACCGAGGGACCUCAGCACUGGCGGGGGGCAGUACUGCAGGAGCCUUGAAAUGCCAAUCUUUCUAUGAAGUGAGGCUUUGCCUAUAUCUGUGUCUGACACUGCUUUUAAGGAGAACCAGGAAUUUUUAGAUUGUUUAUUAGUUUUUGGGCAUUAAAGGGUAUUCUGGAGUUGAACAAAAUUAAAUUUUUAUCUAUAACUGUGUGUCUUUAUAUUAACUGAUCCAGAAAAAAUCAUGCACCUGAGACAUAGCUAGUUA
This is a messenger RNA of Hypanus sabinus (Atlantic stingray), 1557 nucleotides long. RefSeq names its product tetratricopeptide repeat protein 19, mitochondrial-like. Gene Ontology annotation, molecular function: protein binding. The transcript has 10 exons. Gene Ontology annotation, cellular component: mitochondrial inner membrane. NCBI's taxonomy places the organism in Eukaryota, Metazoa, Chordata, Chondrichthyes, Myliobatiformes, Dasyatidae. Bases 35 to 1138 code for a protein of 367 amino acids. The record is from RefSeq and is a predicted model, not a curated record. Gene Ontology annotation, biological process: mitochondrial respiratory chain complex III assembly.